This is a messenger RNA of Ilex paraguariensis (yerba mate), 2094 nucleotides long. NCBI's taxonomy places the organism in Eukaryota, Viridiplantae, Streptophyta, Magnoliopsida, Aquifoliales, Aquifoliaceae. The record is from the annotation of a GenBank genome assembly.
AUGGGUUUGCUCUCCAACAGAGUGGAUAGAGACAGCCUCAAACCCGGCGAUCACAUCUACUCCUGGCGCUCUGUUUAUAUUUACGCUCAUCAUGGUAUCUAUGUUGGGGAUAAUAAGGUCAUUCAUUUUACUAGACGCGGCCAAGAGUUAAGAAUAGGGACAGUGCUGGAUGUCCUCUUGGUAAGCUCAAGAUCAUCCCGAACCCAUGUGCCGUGCUCCACGUGCAAUCCGCAAGAUGAAGAUCAUGGAGUAGUCUCCUCGUGCCUGAACUGCUUCCUUGAUGGUGGCAUCCUGUACCGUUUGAAUCCAGACGAUGUUGUAGUUCAUCGAGCAAACUACCUAUAUACCAAUGGCUUUGGAUGCUAUAAUGUAUUUAAUAACAAUUGUGAAGACUUUGCUAUCUACUGCAAGACAGGACUGCUUGUUCUGGAUCAGAGAACAAUGGGGCAGAGUGGACAAGCAGUAUCUAUUAUAGGUGGCCCUCUUGCCGCUGUGUUGUCUACACCAUUGCGCCUUGUGACAAACAAUGUCUAUGGAAUGGCAGUAACAGCUGUUGGGGUCUACUGUGCUAGUCGUGUUGCUGCUGACAUUGGCAUGAGGAGCGAUGUCUUGAAGGUAUCUGUGGAGGAUCUGACAAGAAGGCUAGCAACAUGUACACUUCAGGUUGUCGAACCAAGUCUUCCAGCUGUUGCACCUCCGGGCAUUUUUUCUGGUGUUACAGACUCUAAUGACCUUGCAAUUCUCAACCAGUUCAGAGAUGGAUUGGAGAACCCUGAACUCUUGAACUGGACUACUAGUGAUGAUCCAUGUGGUCCCCCAAGUUGGCCACAUAUCGUUUGUUCUGGCAACAAGGUUUCUCAAAUUCAAGUUCAAAUUUUGAAUUUGAAGGGUACUUUGCCCAAGAACUUGAACCAGUUGCCUAUGCUCUCAAACCUAGGCCUUCAAAAGAAUCAAUUCAGUGGAAUGCUACCAUCUUUUAGUGGGUUAUCAGAAUUGAGGUAUGCUUAUUUGGGUCACAACAAUUUUGAUACAAUUCCUUCAGAUUUCUUCAAUGGACUUGUGAAAUUAGAGGUUUUGGCAUUGGAUUAUAACCCACAAAAUGCCACCACUGGCUGGUUACUGCCUAGUGAAUUGCAAAAUUCAAUUCAAUUGACCAAUCUCACACUGAUGAGUUGUAAUUUGGUUGGUCCAUUACCAAAAUUCUUGGGAAACAUGCCGUCCUUAUCGGUGUUGUUUUUGUCGUUUAAUCGAAUCUUUGGGGGUAUUCCAAUGAGUUUUAAGGAUUCUGUGUUGAAAAUGCUUUGGUUGAACCAACAGUCGGGGGAUGGGAUGACUGGUCCAAUUGAUGCAGUUUCUACAUUAGGAUCACUAAAUAGCAAAAUUCCGGAGAACAUUGGUAAUUUAACUUUGUUGAAAGAUCUCAAUCUGAAUGACAAUGACCUCGUUGGCCUAAUCCCUGAUAGCUUGGCAAGUAUGGAUUUAUUCAGUCUAGACUUGAAUAACAAUCAAUUCAUGGGUCCAAUACCAAAGUUCAAAGCUGCCAAUGUUACCUAUGAAUCAAAUCCGUUUUGUCAAUCUAUUCCCGGGGUUCCUUGUGCCCCAGAAGUCAUGGCGCUCUUGAAAUUCCUUGAUGCAAUUAAUUAUCCAUCUAAGUUUGCUUCUACAUGGUCAGGUAACAAUCCAUGUGAUGGACCAUGGUUGGCAUUGACUUGUGAUGUCAACAGAAAGGUUUCUACAGUAACCUUGCCCGAAUCUAAUCUUACUGGUACUUUGAGUCCUUCAAUUGCAAACCUGGAUUCCCUUACUCAAAUCAUACUUCGAUCUAACCAGUUAACUGGUCCAAUUCCAACAAAUUGGACUAGCUUAAAAUCUUUGACAUUGUUGGAUUUGAGCAACAACAACCUUUCCCCACCUCUGCCAAAUUUCAAUAGCACUGUAAACCUUGUGUUAUAUGGGAAUCCUUUAUUAAACUCUAAUACUUCCAGACCAACCGCUCCGCCAGGUAAUAGUCCAUCUGAGGGUUCACAGCCACGCACCCCACCACCUUCACCAACUACUGGAUCAAUUUAUAAUAACGUGCCAACCGUAGGGUAG